Messenger RNA from Debaryomyces fabryi, 213 nucleotides. RefSeq lists its product as uncharacterized. Lineage: Eukaryota; Fungi; Ascomycota; Pichiomycetes; Serinales; Debaryomycetaceae. The record is from RefSeq and is a predicted model, not a curated record. Bases 1 to 213 code for a protein of 70 amino acids. The transcript has a single exon.
AUGGAUGGAAAGGGUGAAACUAUGGGUGGAAUUGUCGUUUUCCUUUGUUCCAAUAUAGCCAUAGAAUGGGAUCUUUCGAGAAAGAAGGUAAGAAUCGACGGAGUAUGCGAUGAUGAGGAUCUCCAUGAAAAUUAUAGCGUGAGAAAGAGCUUAAAGAUAGACAUGUUGGAGAUCCAAAACGAGAACAUAGAUCUACAUGGAGAAGAAAAAUAA